Molecule: messenger RNA, 3480 nt
Organism: Mesocricetus auratus (golden hamster)
Lineage: Eukaryota; Metazoa; Chordata; Mammalia; Rodentia; Cricetidae
Biological process (GO): proteolysis; virion assembly
Molecular function (GO): RNA-DNA hybrid ribonuclease activity; aspartic-type endopeptidase activity; nucleic acid binding
Source: RefSeq, a predicted model, not a curated record
AUGGAAGAUGUUUCAGGGGACAUAGAGGUAGGGGCUUGCCUUUUCGGAGCCCGUGGCGUGUACGCCCCUCUAUCGGAGAAUCAAGGGCCUCUGGUUGUUGAGUCUCCGUCUGAAUUUUUGUUUUCGGAUCCUGUCACCUUGACUAAUCUAAUAGAAUCUAUAUUAAUUACCCAUCAACCUACUUGGGAUGACUGCCAGCAGCUCUUGCAAACUCUCCUGACCUCAGAGGAGAAACAGAGGGUUUUUCUAGAAGCAAGGAAGAAUGUGCCAGGGGAGAAUGGACAGCCGACUCAGCAACCAAACGAGAUCGAUGCCGCCUUCCCCUUGACCAGACCCAACUGGGAUUUUACCACCGAUGCAGGUAGGGGACACCUACCUUAUGUCCAGUUGCUCAUAGCAGGCCUCCGAGGGACCGGUAAAUGCCCCGUCAAUUUGGCACAGGUAAAGCAAGUAAGUCAGGGUUCCGAGGAGCCUCCUGCUGCCUUUCUAGAGAGACUCAAGGAAGCCUAUCACAUGUACACUCCCUAUGACCCAGACGAACCGGGACAGGCUACCGGCGUGGCCAUGGCAUUUAUAUGGCAGUCAGUGCCUGACAUUAGGAAUAAGUUACAGAGGCUGGAUGGACUACAGGGCUACACCAUCCAGGAUCUACUAAAGGAAGCAGAAUGUAUCUAUAAUAAGAGGGAGACUGUAGAAGAGAGGGAGGACCAUAUACGCAGAGAAACUGAAGAGAAGGAGACAGCUAGGGACCAUAAACGAAGUAAGGAGCUAAGCCGCCUCUUGGCCACUUUAGUGCAGAACAGCAAUAGGUCAGAUAGGCAGGGAGACCAGAGGAGGCCCAGGGUGGAGCGGGACCAGUGUGCCUAUUGCAAGGAGUGAGGCCACUGGGUGAGAGAAUGCCCAAAGCGACCCCGAAAACCGAAGGGUUCGCGGCUGGAAAACUCCCUUCUGGCUUUAGAUGAAGAUAGGGGAGCCAAGGCCGGGAGGCCCCCCACCGUGCCUAUGCUAACUCUCAGAGUCGGGGGGCAACCAGUCACCUUCCUAGUCGACACCAGAGCUCAGCACUCGGUCCUCACCACCUCCCCGGGCCAACUCAGCAGACGGACAGCCUGGGUGCAAGGGGCCAAUGGAAGGCGAUACCGUUGGACUACUGAAAGGAAGGUACAUCUGGCUACCGGUAAGGUUUCUCAUUCUUUCCUCCACGUCCCCGACUGUCCAUACCCACUACUGGGACGAGACCUACUGACCAAACUCAGAGCACAGAUCCAUUUCGAGGGGAAUGGGGCCACAGUGUCAGGCCCAAAUGGAGCACCUCUCCAAGUAUUAACUCUCAAAAUGGAAGAUGAAUACAGAUUGUUUGAUACAGUGAAACCCGAGAUAGACUCUUGGCUGGAAGAUUUCCCCUUGGCCUGGGCCGAAACCCGGGCCAUGGGUUUAGCUAAGCAACAACCUCCCAUAGUCAUUGAGUUAAAGGCAACAGCUACACCCAUCUCGAUUAAACAGUAUCCCAUGCCUAAUGAGGCCUAUCAAGGAAUUAAGCCGCACAUCAAAAGACUCUUGGACCAAGGGAUCUUAACUCCCUGUCGGUCGCCAUGGAACACUCCACUUCUACCCGUCAAAAAGCCUGGCACAGGCGACUACCGACCGGUACAGGACCUUAGGGAAGUUAAUAAGAGGGUGGAGGAUAUACACCCCACGGUGCCCAACCCAUAUAACCUUCUGAGUACCCUACCACCCACCCAUCUGUGGUAUACGGUGCUAGACCUAAAGGACACCUUCUUUUGUCUCCGGCUAAGCCCUAAGAGCCAGCCAAUGUUUGCUUUUGAAUGGAGGGACCCCGAACUAGGAAUUUCAGGACAAUUGACCUGGACGCGGCUCCGCCAGGGAUUCAAGAACAGCCCCACUCUCUUCGAUGAAGCCUUACAUCAGGACCUUGUGGACUUCCGGGUUCAGCACCCAUCCCUGAUUCUACUCCAGUACGUGGAUGAUCUCCUACUGGCAGCUCCAACCAAACGGGACUGUCUUAAAGGUACCAGGGCCCUACUACAAACCCUCGGGCAUCUUGGGUACAGAGCCUCCUCCAAGAAGGCCCAAAUUUGCCAGACGGAAGUGACUUAUCUGGGGUACAAAUUAAAAGAUGGACAGCGUUGGCUAACGGCCGCGUGCAAGAAAACUAUAUCCCAGAUCCCAGUUCCCCGGGGUCACCGGAAGCAGAGAGAAUUCUUGGGCACCGCCGGGUUCUGCAGGUUGUGGAUCCCCGGAUUCACCGAAAUGGCGGCUCCUCUGUAUCCCCUAACCAAACAAGGGGCUCCCUUUGAAUGGACAGAGGCACAACAACAGGCCUUUAGUAACAUCAAACGGGCCCUACUCUCCUCUCCGGCUUUGGACUUGCCCGACAUAACCAAACCUUUCAACCUAUUCAUGGAUGAGAAGCAAGGCUUUGCAAAGGGGGUCUUGACCCAGAGGUUUGGGCCAUGGAAGCGACCCAUUGCCUACUUGUCCAAGAAAUUGGACCCAGUAGCCUCCGGAUGGCCCCCUUGCUUGAGAAUGGUGGCGGCCAUUGCAAUCCUCGUCAAGGACGCAACAAAGCUGACUCUGGGACAGCCAUCAACUGUACUGGCACCACAUGCGGUUGAGUCUAUCAUCUGCCAGCCUCCUGAUCGUUGGCUAUCCAAUGCCCGCAUGACCCAUUACCAGUCCCUGCUCCUGGAUGCUGAUGGGAUUCGCUUCGGCCCAGCAGUCGCCCUUAGUCCUGCAACUCUGCUGCCGCUGCCAGAGGGCCCUAUGUCCCAUGACUGCCUGCAGAUCCUUGCGGAAGCACAUGGGACCAGGGUUGACCUGUCCGAUCAGCCAUUAAAAGACACGGACCACACGUGGUACACGGAUGGCAGUAGCUACUUGCUGAAUGGAGAACGAUAAGCAGGAGCAGCAGUGACCACCGAAAACCAGGUAGUCUGGGCCAGCGCCCUUCCGGGAGGCACCUCGGCACAGCGGGCAGAGCUCAUUGCCCUAACUCAGGCGCUCCAGCUGGCAGAAGGUAAGAGACUCAACGUAUAUACCGAUAGCCGGUAUGCCUUCGCCACUGCCCACAUACAUGGGGAAAUCUACCCAAGGAGGGGACUCCUAACCUCGGAGGGCAAGGAGAUUAAAAAUAAAACUGAGAUCUUGGCCCUGCUCAAGGCCCUAUUCCUCCCCAAGAAAUUGAGCAUCAUGCACUGCCCAGCGCACCAAAGAGGAGACAGUGCAGAGGCAAAAGGCAAUCGUCUAGCAGAUGAGAUUGCUAAACAGUCCGCUGUGGGUCCCCAGCUCCUCACCGUCACGAUCUUAACUGAACCAGGACGGACCCAGCUGGUAAACUGGGAAUAUAGUACUGAGGACUUAGAUUUGAUACAGAAACUAGGAGCAGACUAUGAUCCAGAGUGGGACAGAUGGGUGCACCAAGGAAAAACCAUUGUGCCAACCUACAAUGGACCUAAUUAA